Molecule: messenger RNA, 303 nt
Organism: Pseudocercospora fijiensis CIRAD86
Lineage: Eukaryota; Fungi; Ascomycota; Dothideomycetes; Mycosphaerellales; Mycosphaerellaceae
Exons: 1
Coding region: 1-303 (100 amino acids)
Source: RefSeq, a predicted model, not a curated record
AUGAUACCGGAGGAUCUCAUGCUGCUUCCAGGCACUGUACCUAUCUUCACAAUACGCCAUCCUGCAGCGACAAAAGAAGAGCAGGCUCAGAUGCUCCCAGGAUAUGUUCAACUGCAACAAAGUUUGCUCAAUUCGACGGGACUGUUGCAGGGUAAGGAUAGGAGGAAUGUUGUUAUCGAAGGCGAAAUGCAGAAAUGGCAGGAAGAAUUUGGCGAGGAUAAUGCGAUUCUUGUGAAAGAAUUCGUCAAUGCAUCGAUGCCUCACUAUGAGUAUCUCAAGAGCAGGAAGACGGCGGAGGAGUAA